This is a messenger RNA of Nerophis lumbriciformis (worm pipefish), 1785 nucleotides long. The record is from RefSeq and is a predicted model, not a curated record. Lineage: Eukaryota; Metazoa; Chordata; Actinopteri; Syngnathiformes; Syngnathidae.
AUGUCCCUGAAAGUCGCGGCCACGUCGCUGACCCGCACACUUUGCAGCGGAGGAGGCCAAAAAUUCAACCACGCAUGUGGCGCGUCCCUACGCGGCCACAAUGGAACAAAAGCAGCAAGUAGUUUUUCUGUCUCGUCCGGGGGGGCGAGUGGCGACAUGCAAUCGUGCAGCGAGCCGCCCCUCAGGCCCGCCAAGGCGACCGGACAGCGAGCCGAGGAGCCGAAGGGGGUCCCCGGCGUGGCUGGCGCGAGGAGACGGGCGUCCACGUCCAGUACUGCGGCUCCGAUGGAUAGAAAAGCCUACAUGUGGGCUCGUUAUGCGGACUUGAGACGGCUGGUUCACGAGUUAAUUCCCCCUGGUGCAUGCAAGUCUCUCAGCUCGUCCGCCAUCUACGCCAAUAAUGAGGUCAGCUUGGCCGAAGUGGACAUUUACGGCUUUGACUACGACUACACACUGGCUCUGUAUUCCAAUGCGCUCAACAACAUGAUUUACAACACCGCGAGGGACUUUCUUAUUGAGCACUUCAAGUACCCUGAGGGAAUCCUCAAGUAUGAUUAUAUUCCUAACUUUGCUGCUCGGGGGCUUCACUAUGAUAUCCAAAAGGGUCUCCUGAUGAAGAUAGAUGCCUUUCAUUACAUUCAACCAGGAACAGUAUACAGAGGCCUGAAGCCUGUGCCAGACGAGGAAGUGCUCAAACUCUACGGGGGAACUUUCCAUAUCCCCUUGCAGCAGGAUAGUGGCUUCUAUGGAAAGGGCCCGAAAGUGAAACAGUUCAUGGAUAUCUUCUCUAUCCCUGAAAUGACGCUCUUGGCCGUUGCAAAUGAUUUCUUCAUCAGCAAUGACAUUGAUUACGAUCCAGUUCAUCUCUCCAAAGACGUCUCUGAAGCAAUUGGCAUGGUCCAUCUAAAAGGCUUCAUGUACAAGUGGAUUAUGCAAGAUCUUGACAAAUUCAUUCUGAGAGGAGAGGAGACAGAUGCCGUUUUGCACAGACUAGUCAGUCAUGGGAAGAAGCUUUUCCUCAUCACCAACAGUCCCUUCAGCUUUGUCGAUAAAGGCAUGACGCACAUGGUGGGAAAAGAAUGGAGAGACUUCUUUGACGUCAUAAUUGUGCAAGCAGACAAACCCCACUUCUUCACGGACUGUGUCAAACCCUUCAGACGCUUAGAUGGAAAUGGGGACCUUCGCUGGGAAAAGAUCAGCAGUUUAGACAAAGGCCAGAUCUACAAACAGGGAAAUCUAGUUGACUUUCUCCGGCUGACGGGCUGGCGAGGAUCCAAGGUUCUUUACUUUGGAGACCAUCUUUAUAGCGACUUGGCGGACCUGACACUCAGACACGGGUGGCGCACGGGUGCCAUCGUACCUGAAUUGGAGCAAGAAACAAAAGUUGUGAGCACUGAACGCUACUCUGUCAGCCUCACUUGGCUGCAGGCCCUCACUGGCCUAAUGGAAAGAUUACAGACACACCGCGAUCCGGACUCUAAACAGGUGCUGGAAGAGUGGCAGAAAGAGCGAGAAGAACUCAGAGUGAUGACGAAGAACUUGUUCAACCCUCAGUUUGGCAGCAUCUUCCGAACAUGCCACAACCCCACGUACUUCUCCAGACGUCUGUCUCGUUUCUCCGACCUGUACAUGGCUUCCCUCAGCUGCCUUUUGAACUACGACCUGUCGUACACCUUCUACCCACGCCGUACCCCUCUGCAGCAUGAGGCGCCGUUGUGGAUGGACCAGCUCUGCACCGGCUGCAUGAAAACUCCGUUUCUGGAGGAGAUGGCCCAAAUUCGAUGA